UCUUCGCACCGGUUCGGGGGCAUGGAGGCGGCGGCGGCGGCGGAGGAGGAGGAGGAGGAGGCGGUGUGGGCGUGGAGUUGGGGCGCGGGAACGGACGGGCAGCUCGGGAACGGCGGCUUCCAGGACCACCAUCUCCCGCAGCCGCUCCUCCUGCCACCUCGCUGCCGCGGUCUGGUUUCCUUCGUCGCCGGCGGUGGCGCCCACGCUAUCGCCCUCACAAGUGAUGGUGAAGUAUUUACUUGGGGAAGAGGUACACAUGGUCAGCUUGGUCAUGGGGACGUGGAGAACAUCCCUCAUCCAAAGCUUGUAAAGUUCUUUGAGAACUACAUGAUAACCUGUGUGUCUGCUGGAUGGAACCAUUCUGGAUUUGCUACAGAUUCUGGACAGCUUUUCAUGUGUGGAGAUGGUUCAUUUGGACAGCUCGGUGCUGGUGAUAACCACCCAAGAAACUUACCUUUUGAAGUGGCAUACUUUACCACAAAGCAUGUUGUGAGGCUUGCACUUGGGAUGCGUCAUUCUCUUGUCCUUUUGAAAGAUAAUUCUGUCUAUGGAUUUGGCUCAACAAGACGGGGACAAAUUGGUAGAUGCACUAGGAACCAAAAGUUCUAUGAUGUUCCAAGAAUAAUUGAUGGUUUUCCAGACUGUAAGAUAGGGAAUAUAUAUGCCAAUGGAGAUCACAGUGCUGCAUUGGAUGAAUCUGGUCAGUUGUACAUCUGGGGAAGAGCAUUAAUUGGUGAACAUGAUGAUGAUCAACCUCGGCCAGUCUUUCCUUCUUUGGGUAUUUCUCAAGUGGCAUUAGGAUGGCAUCAUGCAUUAGUUUUAUCUGUUACAGCAGGUGAAUUGUACACAAUUGGCGCUUACCGUCAUCGUAAGCUUGAUCCCCAUGUGUUGCCAAGUGCAGAGCCAGUGCAGAGACUAAAUCCCGCCACAACAAGCCAUAGUCAUGAUGAAUCAUCCUCAUCAUCAACACUGGUGAAGGUUCCCUGUGUUGAUGGAGAACAGGUGGUGCACAUAGCUGCUGGCACUGAACAUUCUGCUUCGGUAACAGAUAAAGGAACAGUCUUCACCUGGGGUUGGGGAGAGCAUGGACAGCUUGGUUUGGGAGAUACUUGUGAUCAAGUGACUCCACAGAGAGUUAAUAUAGGUGAUAAGAGGCCAUGUUCUUCUGCUUCAGUUAACGUCUAUUGUGGGAGUGGAUUUACCAUUGCGGUGAAUUCUGGCUUAGAGUCUGAUUAGUUAGUAUCAUGCUGGAUUCCCCUUUAUGGCUAGUACAGAAGCAAAACAUCAGAUCCAUUCUUGUGUUGUCAUUGGAGUAAAAAUUAAGUGUGCAACAUGAUUUGGUCAAUUUCUUUUGUGAUAACUUUACCAAUCCCGGGCUAUAUUUACCUUAUUUGGACUCCA
Oryza sativa Japonica Group (Japanese rice) is the source of this 1401-nucleotide messenger RNA. RefSeq names its product ultraviolet-B receptor UVR8. NCBI's taxonomy places the organism in Eukaryota, Viridiplantae, Streptophyta, Magnoliopsida, Poales, Poaceae. The record is from RefSeq and is a predicted model, not a curated record.